Messenger RNA from Pogonomyrmex barbatus (red harvester ant), 2179 nucleotides. Its product is annotated as F-box/LRR-repeat protein 3. The record is from RefSeq and is a predicted model, not a curated record. Lineage: Eukaryota; Metazoa; Arthropoda; Insecta; Hymenoptera; Formicidae.
UACUUGUUUCACUGUUUCAUUUUAAUGAUAUUAAUUAUUUUAGUAUUUUUCAUUGUACAUACAAUUGUAUCUUUGAUGAUGAUCGUAACAUACUAUGCAAAUCACUUGUGCAUUCUGGGAUAGUGCGGCCUCUACGAAUGUCGGACGUGAAGGGACACGAACAUGAGGCACGUGAGCUUAGUAGCACGUGGAUAACUAGUGAAAGGAACGUCACGUGCGAGUCAAUAAUUAAAUAAAUAAGUAAACGAUCGCUGAUUCGAUUCACGAUAGCAAUGAUGUUCAAAGUUAAGUAUUUCUAUUUAAGAAACUUCAUGAUCCUAAUUAACUCGAUGAUCCUGAGUUAAAAAAAUUGUUUAAUCAUUUAACGUAAAUACAAUAGCAUGUAAUUAAUAUCAUGUAGAAUUUUAUAUAAACUCAAUAAUUUAUAACUUUCAAUAAUUUAUAUAUUUCAGAAUAAACAAAAACGAAAAUUUUGUUGUAGUCCACUCCAAUUUUCAAAGUGGAAAAUUCAGGGGAGGAACGUAGCAUUUUGACUCACGCGUUUAUUAUAUUUUUCCUAUGGAUAUUUCAUGUAUAAGAUCUUAUCCUUUUUCACUGAUGCACGUGAGCAUUGUGCGAAUAACAUAUGCAAGCGUACAAUCUUGUAGUCCUUGACCCUUUUCUUCGCGAUUUUACUUUUACUUAACGCACGUACCCUCGCGUGCAUGGCCUAGUCCCCACUUCCGCAAACUCCUUUCGCUUUUUCCUAACAUCUCGAUGAAUCGAGUUAGAACAACCGUUUCAUAGGAGACCAUGAUUUGCGUCGGAACGAAAGAAGGAAUCUUUGAUUUCAUCGAGAUCAUUUCGUGAAUAUUUUAGUAUUUAGAACUUCUUUCAUCACACUAGAAUCUCACGUAAGAUUAAAUGUUAACGUAUUAUUUUCUUAAAUCAGUGUGUUCACUGAAAAGCAAUGAAGAGUAUGCAGUAGCAGUUAUAAGUCUAGCACUCAGCAUUCAAGCACCGACAUCUCUCUGGAAGAAGCCAGUUAAUAAUAAAUUCUUUCGAUCAGUGAUAUUAAACUGGAAAUAUUUGCUGUGAAGAAAAAGCUUAAAAAGUGAAAUAGUGUAAUAUGUGAUCUUUUAGAAAUCUCUAAUUUGACUUUGUAAAAUAAAAUGAAAAAAACGCGAAUAUUCACUAAUUCUCAAUAAAAUCCUGCAUUAUUGUUUUUACUCCAGAGAGUAGUGAAAAAUUAAACAUUUCGAUCAUCACAAAUGUUUGCAGUAACAAACACUACAAAGCUCACUUCUUUCGGGAUAGACAGUGAGCAUUUUAAAUCUGUAGUGAUGAUAUCUAAAACUAGGAACGCCGAAUGCAGAAAGAAACAUCUUCGCAAUGAUGAGAAUGAUCCCAGAACCUUGUGUCUUAUGCGAAUUAAAGGAUUUCCGCGAUUAUUACCCGAAGGCAUCCUGACUUUGGCUAACUAUUCCCGAUGGCUUCGCGAAUUAUCUUUAUCAUACGCCCUACUGAGCGACGAACUACUUCUAGCGUUAUGUUCGGUAAAGCAAAUUUGUUUAGAAAUUUUGCGAGUGGAGGUGUAUCCGGAAGCGAAGCCUCUUCCACGUAUCAGCGACGAAGCGUGGUCUGCAUUUUCGAAUCACUUGCCCGAUGUAAAUCUCGCGCUACUAUCUUACAUUAUUGACGAUGACGAUCAAAAAUUACUUUUCACAUCGCACAUCCCCGUAACGCACUUGUAUCUCGGUGACGCAACGUCAGAAUUGAUAAUGUCACGGAUAAGCAAACAGUGUCCACGAUUGAUAGAAUUAGUUAUCGCUGCGUAUGGAUCCGGUCCAAUCGAUCGAUUCUUGAUUUCCAUGGCUAAGGAUUGCACACAUCUCAGCGCCGUCGGUUUAGGCGAUUGCGAGAUUACCUGUUCUGGAUUAGCGAAAUUUGUUACGUUAUGCGCUAAUCGUCUGCAGGCACUGUACAUUUCGGAAACGUCGCUGAUAGAAGAUGAAGAUUUCGAUAUUGCUAAAGUAUCGACGAAUUUAUCUUCACUCCUUGGUUGGACAUGGGUGCCAGAAUACGUACCAUUGUGGUAAUUUCCUGAGAAAUGAAAAAGACCGAAAUUUACAGCCAUAACAGGAUACAUGAUGAAAUAAAAUGUUCACGACGUAUUUUUCUAUUUUUUUCAUAGAUUACA